Stereum hirsutum FP-91666 SS1 is the source of this 1659-nucleotide messenger RNA. RefSeq lists its product as uncharacterized. Bases 341 to 1426 code for a protein of 361 amino acids. The record is from RefSeq and is a predicted model, not a curated record. The transcript has a single exon. NCBI's taxonomy places the organism in Eukaryota, Fungi, Basidiomycota, Agaricomycetes, Russulales, Stereaceae.
CUCUACAGAAUACGUCGGUCAUGGCUCGGGAAUCGUUCGAGCGCGAGAGGUCUGAGGGAGGCAUCGGCAUCGACGUCAGAACGGAGGGUCCGAAUAGGAACCCAACUCUGGCAAUGGUGGGGACGGCGGCGACCGUAACGGGAUGUCCUCUUCUCGUUGUGUUUCCUCUUGGGAUCGAUUCGCUGCGCGAUUCGCAAGAUGACGGUCGUCCUUGGUCGUACGCUGUCAUCGGACGCUCGCUUUAUAGUAUCCGUAGACACGCGUUGAACAGGUCUUCCAUCGCGUUCUCGUCAUCGUCGAGAGGUUCAUAAGAGAUCGGACGUCCCUGCGCUGCUCACAAAUGCCUCAUCUCGCACCACCGUCGACGUCGAACGUAAUAGGCUACAGCUGGGCUCCAGACGGCUCGCUCACCUACCAAGAAGCUCCUCGGCCCUCUCCUCCACACUCGUCCUCGUCCCCGGCAGCGAUCGGCUACUCCUAUUCCGCCGAAGGAGCAGUCCGCUUGAUCCCCGCUCCUCCUCCAGCCCAAUCUUCGCCACCCCUGCCUCGUUAUACGCAUCCACAAGCCCAUAUCUCGCCCUCCUCCCCAACGCACAUCCGUCAACAGACCUAUCCUCCCCCUCCUCUACCACACGUUCAUACAUCACGCAAUCGCUCGACGUCAUAUCCGUAUACGAAGACAUACCCCACUUCUACGAGCGUGAAUACAAGUCCAUCCGUGGGGGGUUGGACUGCUCCGUCCACUCCUGUUCCGUCUUCCGGCACUGGCUCUGCUACGCAUACCCACUCGCAUUCGCCCUCAAAGUCGCCCUCAAAGUCUAGGUCGCGCUCUAAAUCACACUCGCAUUCACAAUCCAAUUCGAACACGAACCCGAUCUCUCGCCCAGCUCUACAUCCAUCGUCGCAUUCAUACACACACUCGCACGCGCAUUCUCCAUCCAUAUCUGUAUCUCGGCCUCGCUCCCACUCGAACGCACCACCGGCCCAUGCCCAUUCCCACUCCCCACCGUAUCCUCAUCCCCAUCCUCCUCCCGGACACCACACUGAUUCUCCCACCCAAACGAAAUCGCGGAGCACAAGUCGCAGCACGAGCACGAGCACGAACCCGAACGGGAGCAGGAGUAAGAUCGAGCUGAGUAGCGUUUAUCGAUACGCGGGUGCGGACGUCGGGAGUGGGUUUCCUGGUGCUGGUAGAGGUUCGAAUACGAUCGAAGGCUUGCCCGUUGUUGGUAGUGUUGUGUAUGGACAACUAUCCGGGCAUGGGUACGGUGAUCGACAGCGAUACGAACCGGCCCAAGGACCUACACAUGGAUACGAGCACGAGCAUGGACAUGGAGCUAUCCCCGGCGGAGGAGACGUGUCGCACGAUGGGGUUGGAGGUGGAGGUGGGGGGUGGACGGGAUGGGAUGGGCAUCCGACGCGGUGAGGUGGGGUCGUUGGGCUCGGAUGUGGGUGUUGGUGGAAUAUGUCUUGGAUAUAAGUAUGCUCGGCCGCGAUCAGGUGACGGCGUAGACGGUGACGGCGUUGAAGCGCAGAGAGGGUUAGCGUAGGUGCAGGUGUCGGAAGAUAUCAAGUGACGGACACGCAUAGAAGUUGGGCACUUGAUUUUGGACGUUCGUUUGGUCUUGAAUACCGCAUCGGUGUAUUAGAGUAGGGCCC